AUGGCUCCGUUGGAUCAGGGUGGUGUUGUUGACCCCGAGCUCAACGUCCAUGGCGUCAAGGGUCUCAAGGUUGCUGAUCUCAGCAUCCUGCCCGGUAAUGUGGGUGCCAAUACGUGUAACAUAACUAUGGCUGUGGGCGAGAAGGCUGCGGACUUGGUCGCUCGGGACCUCGUGUAG
This is a messenger RNA of Diaporthe citri, 177 nucleotides long. RefSeq lists its product as uncharacterized. The record is from RefSeq and is a predicted model, not a curated record. Gene Ontology annotation, molecular function: oxidoreductase activity, acting on CH-OH group of donors; flavin adenine dinucleotide binding. NCBI's taxonomy places the organism in Eukaryota, Fungi, Ascomycota, Sordariomycetes, Diaporthales, Diaporthaceae. The transcript has 2 exons. The coding region runs from base 1 to 177 and encodes 58 amino acids.